Molecule: messenger RNA, 1731 nt
Organism: Fonsecaea multimorphosa CBS 102226
Lineage: Eukaryota; Fungi; Ascomycota; Eurotiomycetes; Chaetothyriales; Herpotrichiellaceae
Exons: 7
Coding region: 1-1731 (576 amino acids)
Biological process (GO): amino acid transmembrane transport
Cellular component (GO): membrane
Molecular function (GO): amino acid transmembrane transporter activity
Source: RefSeq, a predicted model, not a curated record
AUGUCAGAGAAAAAAUCUUUCGAGGUCAAACAACGACCCGUGGACGCCGAGAUUGAGGCUGGAGCACUCGCCCCAAUCACCGAGCACACUGGCACGGUCCAUCUUACCGAAGCAGCGGAGCUCUACGGCGAUGCACACGCAGCCGAGACUUACCGCUACGUUGCCAGAGGACUCAAAGCCCGACACAUCCAGUUCAUGGGUCUCGGCGGCUCUAUUGGGACAGCGCUAUUUUUGGGCAUUGGAAGAGCGUUGGCUGCUGCUGGCCCGCUCAGCAUCUUUCUGGGAUAUACCAUCUCUGGUGUGGCAAUUUUUGGAACAAUGCAAUGCCUCGGCGAGAUGACCACCUGGCUACCCAUGCCGGCGGCCCUUCCUAGCUUUGCGUCCCGCUACGUCGAUAAAGCUCUAGGAUUUGCGGUCGCAUGGAAUGGAUGGUACAAUUAUGCAAUAACCAUAUGCAUCGAGAUUUCAGCAGCUGCCGUCAUCAUCGGUUAUUGGAAUACGACUAUCAACGUCGCCGUAUGGAUCAGCAUCAUCAUUGUGCUCCUGUUAUUCCUCAAUCUCUUCGCCGUCUCCUUGUAUGGCGAAGCGGAAUUCUGGUUCGCCAGCCUCAAGAUCGUCACAAUCGUUGGGCUUCUGAUACUGUCCUUGGUUCUGGACCUAGGCGGCGGUCCAAAUCAUGACCGAAUCGGUUUUCGAUAUUGGAAAAACCCCGGAGCCAUGAAUACCUUUGUCGCCGAGGGCGCCGAAGGACGGUUCCUCGGCCUCUUUUUCAGUCUCGUCAUGGGAGCGUUGUCCUUCGGAGGUAUCGAGGCUGUCGUCAUCGCCGCUGGAGAAGCGAAGAAUCCAAGGAGGAAUCUUCCCAAAGCCAUUCGCCGGGUCUUCUGGCGACUUGUUUUCUUUUAUGUCCUCGGAUCGCUGGCUGUGGGACUCCUGGUCCCCUACAAUGAUCCUGACCUCCUGUCUGCGCUGGCGACUGGCGCUCCGGGUGCGGCCGGAUCGCCCUGGGUCAUUGCGAUCAAGAAAGCCGGCAUCCCAGUCCUCCCAUCCAUCAUCAACGCUGUGAUUUUGAGCUCGGCGACCUCUGCGGCCAAUGCAUGCUUGUAUAGUGGCAGUCGCUACUUGCUGGUCAUGGCUCAACAGGGCUUCGCACCCAAAUUCUUCCUCCGAUGUUCUCAAAGGGGGAUUCCUUAUUAUGCCGUCGGGUGUACAGCCGUGAUAACUGCCUUGACAUAUCUCAGCUGCUCCGCUGGACCGGUCAAGGUCUUUAUCUGGCUAGCAAACAUUUCCGCCCUCGUCUCGAUGUUCUCGUGGUUGACCAUUUGCAUCACAUAUGUCCGCUUUUACGCAGCGCUGAAGAAGCAAGGCGUAAGUCGAGACGACUUAGCUUUCAAGUCACCGUUCCAGCCUUACCUGGCCUGGGGAACCAUUGUGUUCUUCUCUAUCCUUAUGCUGUUUAAUGGGUUUUACUCUUUUACCCCUUGGGAUACCGACACUUUCAUCUCUACAUACAUCACCGUGCCCAUCUUUUUCGGACUCCUCAUCUUCUGGAAAGUGUUCAAGAGGACGAAGGUGGUCGACCCGGCGGAAGCGGAUAUUUGGACUGGGAAGGCAGCCAUUGAUGCUGAGGUCUGGCCAGAACCAGCGCCCAAGAAUUUCAUCCAGAAGGCGAGUUCCUCCACCGGCCACGUCCACUCGAUGGUUCUCAUCGCUGACGUCUCGCGCUCACUCUAG